AUGUACAAAACUGUCGGUACCAAUUUAUCUCGUUCUUUAAUUAAUUCUCAAAGAAAUUAUGCCACUUUGAGAGAAAUUGAGACCAGAUUAAAAUCUAUUAAAAAUAUUGAAAAGAUCACAAAGACAAUGAAAAUUGUUGCUUCCACUCGUUUAACCAAAGCAGAACGUGCAAAAGUUACUUCAGAUCAAUAUGUUAAAGCCGAUCAAACUUUUUAUAACAAUGCUGAAACUGCAGAAGUUAAAGAAGAAGAAAAAGAACCAACAAAUUUGAUUAUUGCCAUCACAUCUGAUAAGGGUUUGUGUGGUUCUAUUCACUCUCAAUUGGCUAAAGCAGUCAGAAAUAGAUUAAAGGAAAUUCCAACUGCCGAUGUUAUUACUAUUGGUGAUAAGAUUAAGAAUCAAAUCAUGAGAACCCAUGCUAGUAAUUUGAAAUUGGCCUUCAACGGUGUCGGUAAGAGUGCACCAACUUUUGAAGAAAGUUCUUUGAUUGCUAAUAAGAUUUUGGACUUUGCUGCUGAAAAAACCCCAUACACAACUGUAGAAAUCCAUUAUAACAAUCCGGUUUCUUCUUUAAGUUUUGAACCAAGUAUUGAACCAGUUUAUUCUGCUGAACAAAUUAAAAAAUCUCCAGGCAUUUCCAGAUAUGAGAUUGAUGGUGACGCUGGUGUCCCACAAGAUUUGUUUGAGUUUGCUUUAGCUAACAAAAUCUUGGCAUCUAUGGGUAAUGGUUACUGUGCUGAGGUUUCUGCUAGAAGAAAUGCGAUGGAUAACGCUUCCAAGAAUGCCGGUGACAUGAUUAACAGAUACUCUAUUUUGUAUAACAGAACUAGACAAGCUGUUAUUACCAAUGAAUUGGUUGAUAUUAUUACCGGUGCUACUGCUUUAGAUUAA
Messenger RNA from Saccharomycodes ludwigii, 891 nucleotides. It is a transcript of the gene ATP3, whose product is annotated as F1F0 ATP synthase subunit gamma. Gene Ontology annotation, molecular function: proton-transporting ATP synthase activity, rotational mechanism. The transcript has a single exon. The record is from RefSeq and is a predicted model, not a curated record. The coding region runs from base 1 to 891 and encodes 296 amino acids. Gene Ontology annotation, biological process: proton motive force-driven ATP synthesis. Lineage: Eukaryota; Fungi; Ascomycota; Saccharomycetes; Saccharomycodales; Saccharomycodaceae.